This is a messenger RNA of Argentina anserina (silverweed cinquefoil), 471 nucleotides long. RefSeq names its product auxin-induced protein 15A-like. The record is from RefSeq and is a predicted model, not a curated record. The transcript has a single exon. Gene Ontology annotation, biological process: response to auxin. Lineage: Eukaryota; Viridiplantae; Streptophyta; Magnoliopsida; Rosales; Rosaceae. The coding region runs from base 47 to 355 and encodes 102 amino acids.
UGUAUCUAACCUCUGAGUUGGACUUCCCCAUUUUUGAAAUCUGAAGAUGGGUAUCAAAUUGAUGGGAAUAGCUCAUGCCAAGCAGAAAUUCCAGCGAUCCCUUUCAGCGAGAUUAAGAGCAGUUACAGACACUACUGGUACUGAUGUUCCGAAAGGACACUUUGCUGUCUAUGUUGGAGAAGGCAAGAAGAAGAGGUUUGUGAUUCCAAUAUCAUAUUUGAGCCAUCCUUUGUUUCUAGACUUGUUGAACAAGGCUCGGGAAGAGUAUGGAUAUGAUCAUCCUACAGGUGGUCUGACAAUUCCAUGCAGUGAAGACUACUUCGUUGCCUUAACUACGGGUCUAAACUCCUCAUGAUCAUAAUGAUAAUAAUUCUGUAUAUGACCGGAAACAGGUCGAUUAUUUAACCAAUUCAAUUGUCUUUCAAUUCAAUUUCCUUUGAUCCUACAUUAAUUGAAAGCAACAGAACUUGA